GGGUCGUAAUGAAGAUAACAACAUAUGGGACUUGGCAUUCACAACAUCUUUGUCACCUGUUUGUUGCACAUGCUGUGCAGAUUUGCAGUUGAAAUUUUGACUAAAUUUAUUCUCUACACAUUUCCCUUGAGGAGUAGGAGCAGUAUUACUGCUAGUAGUACACGUUUCAGUGUGCUGGUAAGCUGAAGGUUCAUUUCUGGGGUAAGUACACCUGGGUGCACUGUUAGGUGGAAUGUCUUUUUAAAAAUGUUUUCCAGCUUUUAAUGUCUUAUCAAAAUGUUCUUCUGCUUUUUAUCCCUUUUUAAAGUUUGCCUUCUUUUAUGUAAAAUGAAUAACAGAUGUUUCUGUGGUAUUGUUUUCAUGGUAAUAAUUUGUCUCAUCUUAGCUAUAAAAUGUGCGAACAUACCGUGGUAAUUAACAAUAUAUCAUGAUUAAGAUUUUCACAGCACUAGCUUUCCCGAAGAAGAGCUUCUGUCAUUGUUUCACUGCAGGGCUUUAACAGCUGCUUUUAUGUUUAGUAACAAACUUGCAGCAGGGUGUUCCCUAAUUUCUGUAGUGUCAUCUCAAUUUCUCUCAGCCAAACUGCUGAAUGAAAGUGGGAAGGGAAGGGAAACAACAGACUUGACAAGGCUGGGAGCUACGACUGCCAUUGAUGUUCAAUUUGGAUAAUUUAAAAUUAUCUGUGGACAUUGCCUGUUUGCAGACAGCCUUAUUCAUUUCUCUGAAUAAGGAGCGAUACCCUCUUACUUCUAACAUUUGGCAUGAAAAAUGAGUCUUUACCAUCCCUCCUCCCUGUUUUUUUAAUGGCUCGCCUCAUGGAUAUGCCUGUGCUGUCUCCUCUGGUACAUUAGUGCUUUCUUGUGUUGUUAUGCCCUUUCAGUCACCUGAAGGUGAAAAGGGAGAUCAGGAAAAGCACUUGACUGGACCUCGUAUAUUGGUGAAAACUGGCAAAAUGGAGUUAAACAAUUAUAUUAAACUUCAAAAACUUGGGGUGUCCGUGACCUUGAGAUGCCAGCCAGCAGCUGCGGCUUCGCAUUGAACAUUGUGAUGGUUAUAACCAGAAAGGCCUCUGUCUUCUGUUUCAGCUGAUACCGGAUCCUUCAAGGGUCUUGCUUUUAUUUUAUUUCGUUCAUCUGGCACAGUAUCGAAAUCCAUCAAAUGGUCAGAUAGCUGCAUGUGUCAGACUGCCUUGUCAUAACCAUCAGAAUGUAUGAGUAUGGGUGAUUUUUAUCUCCCAAAAAUAUUCGCUGCCAUUUAAUCAGCUGCUGGAACUUCACAUUCGGAUGGAGGAGCAGAGAAGUUUUGUUUAUGACUGAACAUAGUUUAACUCCAGGUCUGAACAUUGUACCCAUUUGCAACUGUUCAGAGCUAUUCUUCCUGUUUGGGAGAUGGGGAAACUUGCCAUCUUAGUGGAGUACAGCUUGACAGUUUGGUCAGUUAUUGGAGGGGGGAGUGGUAAGCUGGUGGAGGUAAGUUUCCCAUUUCCCAGUUGGCUCCAGUUGCAGCCCGCCCCGUUGCACGCUGGCUGCGGUGGGGAUGCCUGCGCUGCAGUGGGACCAGUGACAGAAGCUGUUCUUUAGAAUUUUCAGGAUGGCUGUUUUCUGCGUCAGAAUGAGGCAGUCCUGCUGGGCAGAGCCAACGCCAAGAGCGAAGGAAUGUUUUGCAAAUGUCCUUCUCACUCUUCCCCUCCACAACUGUAGGCGUUCGUUGUGAAACAUCUUUUGGAGUAUACCCAACAGAGUGAGUCCAACCUGCAGUACAGCUUGUUUUUAGUUUUUGGCAUCUUUAUGACGGAAAUAGUGCGGUCUUGGUCCCUUGCUCUAACGUGGGCCUUGAACUACCGCACGGGGGUUAGACUGCGUGGAGCUAUCUUGACAAUGGCAUUUAAGAAAAUUCUCAAGCUGAAGAACAUCAAGGAGAAGUCUCUUGGCGAGCUCAUAAAUGUGUGUUCCAAUGACGGUCAAAGGAUGUUUGAAGCUGCAGCAGUUGGCAGUUUGUUGGCUGGGGGCCCUAUCGUGGCCAUCUUAGGAAUGGUUUACAACGUAAUUAUCCUGGGCCCAACAGGCUUCUUGGGCUCUGCUGUCUUCAUCCUUUUCUACCCAGCAAUGAUGUUUGUAUCACGCCUCACUGCUUAUUUCAGAAGAAAAUGUGUAUCAACAACAGAUGAACGCGUGCAGAAGAUGAACGAAGUUCUUAAUUACAUUAAGUUCAUUAAAAUGUAUGCCUGGGUCAAACCGUUUUCUCAGAAUGUUCAAAAAAUUCGUGAGGAAGAACGUAAGAUCUUGGAGCGUGCGGGCUACUUCCAGAGCAUCACUGUGGGAGUGGCUCCCAUAGUUGUAGUCAUUGCCAGCGUGGUGACCUUUUCUGUCCAUAUGAUACUUGGCUAUGAUCUUACAGCAGCUCAGGCAUUCACAGUGGUCACUGUCUUUAAUUCUAUGACUUUUGCUCUAAAAGUGACACCUUUCUCAGUGAAGUCUCUAUCUGAGGCAUCUGUUUCUGUUGACAGAUUUAAGAGUUUAUUUCUAAUGGAAGAGGUUCAUAUGAUAAAGAAAAAACCAGCCAAUCCUCACACCGCGAUAGAGGUGAAAAAUGCUACCUUGGCUUGGGACUUCUCCCACGCCAGCGUCCAGAGCUCACCAAAGUUGACCCCCAAAGUGAAAAAAGACAAGAAAGUAACCAAGGGCAAGAAAGAGAAAAUGAAGCUGCAGAAUGAGGGACAGCAAGCUGUGCUGGCAGAACAGAAGGGCCAUCUUCUAGUGGACAAUGAUGAUCAUCCUAGCCCCGAAGAGGAGAGCAGAAUCAUCCACCUGGUUAACCUUCGUCUUCAGAGGACUCUGUAUAACAUUGACUUGGAGAUAGAAAAGGGAAAACUUGUUGGAAUUUGUGGCAGUGUGGGGAGUGGAAAAACUUCACUUAUUUCAGCAAUUUUGGGACAGAUGACCCUGUUGGAGGGUAGCAUUGCAGUAAGUGGAACAUUUGCAUAUGUGGCCCAGCAGGCCUGGAUUCUCAAUGCUACGCUUCGGGACAACAUUCUUUUUGGCAAGGAGUACGAUGAAGAAAGAUAUAAUACUGUGUUGAAUGGUUGCUGUCUAAGACCUGACCUAGCCAUCCUUCCAAAUGGGGACCUGACAGAGAUCGGUGAACGAGGGGCUAAUCUGAGUGGAGGACAGCGUCAGAGAAUCAGUCUGGCUCGAGCCCUGUACAGUGAUAGGGACAUCUACAUCCUUGAUGAUCCCCUUAGUGCCUUAGAUGCUCAUGUUGGAAAUCACAUUUUUAACAGUGCAAUAAGGAAGCACUUGAAGUCAAAGACUGUCCUUUUCAUCACUCAUCAGCUUCAGUAUCUUGUUGACUGUGAUGAAGUGAUCUUCAUGAAAGAAGGUUGCAUUACUGAACGAGGAAGUCAUGAGGAAUUAAUGAAUUUAAGUGGGGACUAUGCAACCAUUUUUAAUAACCUACAACUGGGAGAAACACCACAUAUUGAGAUUAACAUAAAGAAGAAUACAAACAGCUCACUGAAAAGACCCCAGGAUAAAGGUACCAAAGCAGGCUCUGUGAAGAAGGAGAAGGUGGUGAAGAAGGAAGAGGGCCAACUGGUUCAGUUGGAAGAGAAAGGCAAAGGCUCUGUCCCCUGGUCUGUUUAUGGCAUCUACAUUCAGGCAGCUGGAGGCCCCUUUGCAUUCCUUGUAAUAAUGGCACUAUUUGUGCUGAAUGUGGGCAGCACAGCUUUUAGCAACUGGUGGCUGAGUUUCUGGAUCAAGCAAGGCAGCGGAAACACCACUGUGACUUUGGGAAAUGACACUGUCAUAAGUAACAGCAUGAAAGAUAACCCCCACAUGCAUUACUACGCUGGCAUCUAUGCACUGUCUAUGGCAGUAAUGUUGAUUCUGAAAGCUGUUCGUGGUGUUGUUUUUGUGAAGGGAACUCUCAGAGCGUCCUCGAGGCUCCAUGAUGAGCUCUUCAGGCGGAUUCUGCGUAGCCCCAUGAAGUUCUUCGACACUACACCUACUGGACGGAUUCUCAACAGGUUUUCCAAAGACAUGGAUGAAGUGGAUGUCCGUUUGCCAUUUCAAGCAGAAAUGUUCAUCCAGAACGUUAUCCUUGUGUUCUUCUGUGUGGGGGUGAUUUCUGGGGUAUUCCCUUGGUUCCUGGUGGCAGUGGGUCCCCUCAUUGUCCUGUUCAUGGUUCUGCAUGCUGUGUCUAGAGUCUUUAUUCGAGAGCUCAAGCGUCUGGAUAACAUCACACAGUCUCCAUUCCUGUCUCACAUUACAUCUAGCAUACAGGGUCUCUCCACGAUCCAUGCAUACCACAAAGGACAGGAAUUCCUGCACAGGUAUCAGGAGCUCCUUGAUGACAAUCAGGCACCAUUUUACCUGUUCAGCUGUGCAAUGCGCUGGCUAGCUGUACGGCUGGACAUUAUCAGCAUUGCUCUUAUCACAACCACCGGCCUUAUGAUUGUUCUGAUGCAUGGCCAGAUUCCUCCAGCCUAUGCUGGGCUGGCUAUCUCAUAUGCUGUGCAAUUAACAGGGUUAUUCCAGUUUACAGUCAGACUCGCUUCAGAAACAGAAGCUCGCUUCACGUCAGUGGAGAGGAUCGAUCACUAUAUCAAGACUCUUUCCCUGGAAGCUCCUGCUCGAAUUAAGAAUAAAACUCCCCCUCUGGACUGGCCGCAGGAAGGUGAAGUUGUUUUUGAAAAUGCAGAGAUGCGGUACCGAGAAAAUCUCCCUCUGGUACUUAAAAAAGUGUCCUUCACCAUCAAACCAAAGGAAAAGAUUGGCAUUGUGGGAAGGACAGGCUCAGGGAAGUCUUCCCUUGGAAUGGCACUCUUUCGUUUAGUUGAGCUAUCUGGAGGCUGCAUUAAAAUUGAUGGAGUGAAAAUAAACGACAUUGGUUUGGCAGAUCUUCGCAGCAAACUCUCAAUAAUCCCUCAGGAACCUGUGCUGUUCAGUGGCACCGUAAGAUCAAACUUGGAUCCUUUCAAUCAAUACAGUGAGGAGCAAAUCUGGGUUGCCUUGGAAAGGACUCACAUGAAGGAGUGUGUUGCCCAGCUGCCUAUGAAACUCGACUCAGAAGUAAUGGAAAAUGGGGAAAACUUUUCAGUUGGAGAGAGGCAGUUGCUGUGCAUAGCUCGAGCUCUGCUGCGUCGCUGCAAGAUUUUGAUACUGGAUGAAGCAACAGCUGCUAUGGACACAGAGACUGACUUGCUGAUUCAGGAGACCAUCAGAGAGGCAUUUGCAGACUGCACUAUGUUAACAAUUGCUCAUCGCCUGCAUACUGUACUGGGCUCCGAUCGGAUCAUGGUGCUAACACAAGGACAGGUAGUGGAAUUCGACACGCCGUCUGCCCUUCUGGCCAAUGAGAACUCGCGCUUCUAUGCUAUGUUUGCUGCUGCAGAGAACAAGGUCGCUGUCAAGGGCUAAAAUUCAGGGCAAAGUCACUUUAAUUUUGGAGAGCUGCACUCCCUGCCUGUGGCAGGCCAGCUCUCCCUCCUCCUCCAAGCAGAUUAUUGCCUUUUCAUCCUUUAUUUUUUAGCACAGUACGUCAAGCCAGAGAGUUUUUAAAACCAUGUCAGAAGAAUUCUUCUUGUUUUUAUUAUUGUAUUUAUUCCAUAAUCAUAUUACUAAUUUUUUUUUGUUAUUAAAUGCACUCUACGAAUGGCUCAGGGAGCCAUAGUUAUAAAUGUAUCAGAGGCCUAUAAUGAAGCUUUAUACAUGUAGCUAUAUCUAUACAUAAUUCUGUAUAUAGCCUAUAUUUACAGUGGAAAUGUAAGCUGUUUAUUUUAUAUUAAAAUAAGCACUGUAUUAAUAACAGUGCAUAUUCUUUUCUAUCAUUUUUGUACAGUUUAUGGUACCGGAGAUCUGGCUUUGUUAUCGGGCUGUAUCAGACACCAUUUUGUCUCUUACAGUUGUCUUUUCCUAGUGCCAGAUUUUCUGCGUGUCUGAGUGGAAGUGAAGCUUUGCAAUAGUGUCCUUUAUUGUCACAUCAUUGUUGUCUAGCACAGGGGAGAAGAGCACUGUGGUGUAACUCUAUUGCAUUGUAAUUUAUCAAAGCUAUUUGGAGCAUCGCUAAUGUUCACCACGGCAGCGGCUGCUGCUUGCCAUAAUGCUUUCCCAAAGCAGGGUUUUUAGUGAUCUCCUGAGUGGAGAACCACUUCUGGGUCACGUUAAAGCCUCCUAUUUUCUCAGUGUCCUGGUGCAGUAUUUCUGACUGUAUCAGCAGGGUUUAUGCUCUUUCUGCUUCGCUGAUCUAACACAACCAGAAUGUAACUGUUUAUGGAAUGACGUGUAACAAAUUAAUCGUAAGGUUCAAACCAUUACCCUGUAUGCUGGCAGGAAAGCCUUUUUCAAGUUGCUCCAGCUGACUGACUCCUUUAUCUUGAAGCUGCUAACACUCCUCAGAGGUUUAGGUUGGCUUUCACUGGCACAAGUAACACUAACUCUUUGUCCCGCUCACGUAUACUAAGGUUAAACAACACCAAUAUUUCCUGUUUCUUUAUUGCACACUUGUUAAGGAAACAGUCCCCCACUCCACGUCUCCUGGAACUUUAAACGGGUUCCUGCAGAUCAGGAUGUAACACUGGUGUAGGAUGUUGUUUUCUUACUGUGAAGAGACCUACCUCAGGUUACUAGGUCCUGUGUAGUGCGUUGCCAUGAUCGCUGUACGCCAUCCCUGUCCUAUGGGACCUGCGGCCCAGGUGGGCAUGGUCGCUCCUCUAAUAGCCGUGACUUAUUGAAUGGUCAGCGUUGCAUGUCUUUGUCAACUUGGGCAUUUUGUAGCCUUAGCAUGUUUGCAGAAUGUCUCGCCGAGGCAAAAAUCUGAAAAGUAAAUAAAACUAUUUUGGGUUUUGUAAA
Molecule: messenger RNA, 6848 nt
Organism: Gallus gallus (chicken)
Lineage: Eukaryota; Metazoa; Chordata; Aves; Galliformes; Phasianidae
Gene: ABCC5
Product: ATP binding cassette subfamily C member 5
Exons: 27
Coding region: 1788-5417 (1209 amino acids)
Biological process (GO): transmembrane transport
Cellular component (GO): membrane
Molecular function (GO): ATP binding; ATP hydrolysis activity; ABC-type transporter activity
Source: RefSeq, a predicted model, not a curated record